This is a messenger RNA of Microsporum canis CBS 113480, 1395 nucleotides long. RefSeq names its product dolichyl-diphosphooligosaccharide-protein glycosyltransferase subunit. The transcript is spliced from 4 exons. Bases 1 to 1395 code for a protein of 464 amino acids. Gene Ontology annotation, cellular component: endoplasmic reticulum membrane; oligosaccharyltransferase complex. The record is from RefSeq and is a predicted model, not a curated record. Lineage: Eukaryota; Fungi; Ascomycota; Eurotiomycetes; Onygenales; Arthrodermataceae.
AUGAAGUGGCUGCUUACCUUUCUAUGCCUGAGUAUAUACAGCGCAGCGGUACACGCCCUAAGCAGUACUGGAGAUAGGCUUCUUGUUAUCCAGGAAGACGACUCUGAAAGGGAGUUAUUUUCGACCUUCUGGGCAGACUUGGAAAGUCGAGGGUAUAAACUUACGUUCGAGUCGCCGAAGAACAUCAAGCUCUCUCUCUUCCAUCUUGGAUCAAGAGCUUACGACCAUCUCAUACUCCUCCCACCAAAAUCCAAAGGAUUGGGGCCUGCUCUGACGCCGAAAACGUUACUGGACUUUGUCAACGAUGACGGAAACAUUUUAAUUGCCCUCUCUGGCGGUGCUCCGACGUCCAGUGGUAUCAGCUCCCUUCUUCUCGAACUCGACAUACAUCUCUCGCCGGAUAGAGCUCCAAUUGUGGUGGACCACUUUAAUUAUGAUACCAUAUCUGCUGCAGAGAAACAUAACGUUCUCCUUCUGCCCCGUCCCGGCAGCUUACGCCCCGACACUAAACCAUUCUUCAACGGAGAAGGCAUUCUAGCUUUUCCAAAUGUUGCUGGGCAAUCUCUAGGCAACAACAGUCCUCUGCUGGCUCCUAUUAUCCGGGCUCCCGCAACGGCAUAUAGCUAUGACAAGAGGGAUGAUGAUCAAUCAAUUGACCAAAAGCUCCCAACAGGCUCGCAGCUCUCAUUAGCCACAGCUAUGCAGGCAAGGAACUCGGCGAGAAUCACUGUCCUCGGAUCAGUCGACAGUCUAAAGGAUGAGUGGUUUUCUGCCAAGGUAAAGGUGCCCAAGGGCGAGAAGGUUGAGACCUCCAACAGACAGUUUGCCCAGCAACUUACUGCCUGGACCUUCCAGGAGACAGGUGUGAUCAAAGUGACUCGGGUGGAACACUACCUGAACGAAGAGAGUAACAUAGAGUCGGGACCGCAGGAGCUUAACCCAUCAAUUUACCGUAUCAAAAACGAUGUGACAUUCACAAUCGAACUUUCGGAGUAUAGCUAUGAUCAAUGGAUACCCUUUUGGGCUCCAGAAAAUGAUGAAAUUCAGCUAGAAUUCACCAUGCUAUCUCCCUUCCACCGUCUUAACCUUCAACCAGUUGACAGAACGGAACAUGCUGCCAUUUACAGAACCUCCUUCACCCUCCCUGACCAGCAUGGCAUCUUUUCCUUCCGUGUCAAUUACAAGCGGCCCUUCUUCACCUACAUCGAGGAAAAGCACGAAGUUACAGUACGACAUUUCGCACAUGAUGAGUGGCCACGAAGCUGGCGGAUUAGCGGUGGAUGGGUUUGGAUCGCCGGUCUAUGGUCUGUUAUCGGGGGUUUCCUCGCAUUUGUGAUGGUUUGGUUGUAUUCUGCACCGCCGAUGAAAAGCAGCCUCACGAAAAAAGAGCAAUAG